AUGCUACCCUUUCGCGAAUCACUCAAACCUGGCUCACAAUUCACAUGGACAGAAGAGCUAAAUCAACUCUUCGAAGAAUCGAAGAAGGUGAUCGUUAACGAAAUCGAACACGGUGUACAGAUCUUCGAUAAGUCCAAGCCCACCUGUCUCGCUACUGAUUGGUCGAAAGAUGGGAUAGGCUUUUGGCUAUUUCAGAAACACUGCGACUGCCCUGCUGAGAGGCCUUUCUGCUGUAAAACUGGCUGGAAAGUUACCCUGGUCGGAAGCCAUUUUACCCACACCGCCGAAUCCAGAUAUGCUCCCAUUGAAGGCGAGGCCCUUGCAGUGGUAGACGCACUCGACAAAGCCCGCUUCUUUGUACUGGGCUGUGACAACCUUAUCAUAGCUGUUGACUACAAACCCCUCCUUAAAGUCUUUGGUGAUCGAUGUCUUGAAGACAUUUCCAACAUCCGCCUUCGCAAUCUCAAAGAAAAGACGCUUCGAUACCGCUUCCGCAUGGUCCAUAUCCCAGGCAUCAAACACAAAGCUGCCGACGCACUCUCACGCCAUCCAUCUGGCACCACCAACCCCGAAGCCAUGCCCAUCCCCGAUGACGUGGCCGACAUCAAUGCCAAUUCCCCCCCACCCAUGUUGAGCAACCCCGUCCUAGCUGGCAUCCGCACCCUUGAACCCGACACAUACUCAAUCACUGCCACCAUUGAAAAGCAACUGCUGUCAUCUGCCAUCAAAUCAACCCACUCCAUGGCCGUAACAUGGGACCGCGUCAAAACAGCAACAGCGAGCGACACAACAAUGGAGAAGCUCCUUUCAACCAUUACAGCAGGCUUCCCCGAGUUUCGCCACGAACUCCCCCCUGAUUUACAGGAAUUUUUCCAAUUUUGUGAACACCUCUAUGCCAUCGAUGGGGUUAUCCUAUACAAAGCUCGCAUUGUCAUACCCUCAUCCCUAAGAAGUCACAUCCUAUCCAUCCUCCAUUCGGCUCACCAAGGCAUCACCUCAAUGACCUCUCGCGCCGAGGCAACCGUAUUCUGGCCUGGCAUAACACCGGCAAUUCGAGCCAUAAGAGAAUCCUGUCAACACUGCAACCGAAUGGCCCCAUUUCAUCCAAACCCCCCUCCCACACCCAUCACUCCACCAAGCUACCCAUUUCAACUCUUAUGCGCUGAUUACUUCCAUUACCAAGGAGUCAAUUACCUCGUGGUCAUAGAUCGGUACUCCAACUGGCCCAUAAUAGAGCGUUGCAAAGACGGUGCAACUGGAUUAAUCCACUGCUUACGACGUAUCUUUGUCACAUUUGGAAUUCCAGAUGAGCUAGCAACCGACGGCGGACCUGAAUUUACUGCCACAUCAACACAAGAUUUCCUCACAUCCUGGGGAGUCCAUCAUCGCCUGUCAUCCGUCGCCUACCCUCACUCAAACUGCCGCGCCGAGGUUGGUGUCAAAACAGUUAAGCGCUUAAUAACCAACAACACUGGCCCUAACGGUACCCUUGACACCGACACCUUACAAAUUGCUAUCCUCCAGUACAGAAAAACACCCGAUCCCACCACAAAACUGUCACCAGCAGAAUGCAUCUUCGGAAGACCUAUCAAAGAUUUCAUCCCUAUUACCCCUGGGCGUUACCAACCCCACCCUACCUGGAAAGAUACCCUUAUGACCCGCGAACAAGCACUUCGCAACCGUCAUAUGCAAACCACUGAAUGGCUGUCCGAGCACACACGCCGACUCCCACCACUGAAAGUUGGGGACCAAGUCCGAAUACAGAACCAAAUUGGCCCCCAUCCAAAAAAAUGGGAUAAAACAGGCUUAGUGAUUGAAGUCCGUCAAUUCAGUAUGCAAUCCGUGUGGACGGGUCAGGCCGUGUGA
Molecule: messenger RNA, 1866 nt
Organism: Paramuricea clavata
Lineage: Eukaryota; Metazoa; Cnidaria; Anthozoa; Malacalcyonacea; Plexauridae
Source: the annotation of a GenBank genome assembly